Messenger RNA from Gadus chalcogrammus (walleye pollock), 3208 nucleotides. It is a transcript of the gene pip5kl1, whose product is annotated as phosphatidylinositol-4-phosphate 5-kinase-like 1. The record is from RefSeq and is a predicted model, not a curated record. Gene Ontology annotation, biological process: phosphatidylinositol metabolic process. Gene Ontology annotation, molecular function: phosphatidylinositol kinase activity. Bases 595 to 2004 code for a protein of 469 amino acids. Lineage: Eukaryota; Metazoa; Chordata; Actinopteri; Gadiformes; Gadidae. The transcript is spliced from 10 exons.
AUGACAAUUAGCAUUAAUGUUUUUUUUUCCUAUCAAUGUACAAUCAUGGGUUUCCAAACCACUGGAAACAUGAGGAUCAAGUUAGUGUACAGGGUACUGAUGUGUUGAUUGUUGUGAUAAAAUGAGGACUGGCUACUGCACAAACAAACAGAGGUAAUAACUGAACUAAUGUAGACAUGUGUUCACUUGGGUCGAUGAUAUAUAUUGAUUUUCCAGUUCAGAAGAGGAAGUUCCAUUAUGCCUAUUCAGUUUUGUAACCACAUACGCUAUAAUCCUAAUGCUGUCCCGUAUGGUAGAGCGAGUCAUUACUAGAAUAUAUGGACAUGCGGUCAUGCAAGACCCUCUGCAUAUAAUCCUCCAAAUGGCAUGCAUAGCCUUUAUAUUUCUUAACCACGACUCGCGUACACGGGCGCCCUCUAGUGGUUAUAUAAUCUGGACUAUUGCCCUGUGUCGUGCAGUCAGUGCUAGGCUCCGCGCCCAUCGUUGUUGGUGCCAGUUGCACCGUCACUCCGAGGGGACCGUUUGACACCGCGACCUAGGAAGGGGGGCAUGCGCUGUUUUCACUAGAGGGGAUAGCUGACUGCAACUGGCCAGAUGGAGACGGAGAUGUACGGGUCGCUGAAGGGGCUGUCCGGUGGGGGUCCUCCUCGUCAGCCCUCGGCCACGGUGAAGACGAGGCGGAGGAAGCGGUGGGGGGGUUUGAGGCAGAAGUGGAAGAUGCUUGGCCUGUUUCCCAUCGACCCCGAGCACGAGUUCCACGGCCUCACAUGCAUGAUGAAGGACGGUCUGGCCGCCGCCAUCCAGAGCACCGUCGACACCCCGCCUACGAAUAUUACAAGCGAUGAAGAUUUCAAAAUGAAAGACACUCAAAUCCAUAAGGGUUUUACGCUCCAAACGUACGCGGGCCACGUGUUUGCCAGCUUCCGGAGCGCGCUGGGAAUGUCGGAGAGGGAAUACCAGCUGUCUCUGUGCUCGGCCAGCAGCUACCUGCAGUUCAUCAGUAACUCCAAGAGCAAGGCCGACUUCUUCCUCACAAAUGAUAAACGAUUUUUUUUGAAGACCCAAAACAAGAGGGAGAUACGGUUUCUUCUGGACAACCUGAAGAUCUACAUGGAGCACCUGAGAAAAUAUCCCCACUCACUGCUGGUCAAGUUCCUCGGCGUUCACAAGAUCAAAAUUCCACACCAAAAAGAGAAAUACUUUAUCGUCAUGCAAAGUGUUUUCUAUCCAGACGACCGAAUCAUUGCAAGGUACGACAUCAAGGGGUGUGAGGUGAGCCGCUGGACGGACCCGUCUCCUGAGGACCACCAGGUCAUCGCCGUCCUCAAAGACCUCAACUUCCGGGACCAGUACAUCGAACUGGACCAGCAGCGGGCCUGGCUCCUGUGCCAGAUGGAGAUCGACACCCACUUCCUGCGGCAGCUCAACGUGCUGGACUACAGCCUCCUGCUGGCCCACCAGCCGCUGCACCAGGACGAGCGGCCUCGCGGCUCCUUCGGCUCCCUCAUCAUCAGGGCCAAGAGGUCCGUGACGCCGGGCUCCAGCCCCUUGCACCCCGGCCCAGCCCCGGGGGUCCCCGGGGCGGUCCUGGAGGACGCCCCCGCCAACUCCCCGCCCUCCUCCUCCUCCUCCUCCGAGACGGACGGCUACCACGUCAGGAAGUGGGCGGCGGGGGGACGCGGCCGCCCGCGCUCCCGGGCCAGCGACUCUGGGGAGGGGGGCCGGGGUGGCGGCGGCGGGGGGGGGGACUCGACGGAGAUGGACGAGUACCUGGCGCACAACCGCCGGCUGCUGCCCAACUUCAAGAACCCGCUGCACGUGAUCGACGGGCCCGAGCAGCGCUACUUCGUGGGCAUCAUCGACAUCUUCACGGUGUACGGCCUGCGCAAGCGGCUGGAGCACUGGUGGAAGCGGCUGCGCUACCCCGGGCGCAGCUUCUCCACCGUCAGCCCGCCGGCGUACCGCGCCCGCCUGUGUGACUGGGUCAAGGAGCACAGCAGGUAGAAGGGCGUGGAUGUGGACCUCCACCUCGGGGAACCCUGAUGAUAACCAAUAAAAGGGGGCGUAUUAUGUCACCAGGUGUGAGUGUGAUUGGCCGUCACAAGCCGUUUUCUGAAAAUCUGCCUUUUUCGGACAUCACAUGCGGGCGUGUCCACCUAGAGGUAUGACGCGAUAGAUCCACUGUCCACUACCCAGUCCACUGGGUAGGCUGGUAGACUGAUCUAUCCAGCGCACAGCUAGGUGGACACGCCCGCAUGUGAUGUCAGAAGAGGUGGAAUUUCAAAACGGCUUGGAAUGGCCAAUCACACUCACACCUGGGGGUAUAAGGUCACCUUUAACAGUAUGACGGUGUACACACACUUGAUAGUUGCAGAGCUCAUAUUUGGUCGUCGAUGUAUUGUGCCUUUCUUCUCCCUCGCCUUAGCCAGCUUUUACUGCAAUCUGAUCGCAAAACACGGUGCGAAUGUACAUACAUGGAGAAACAGACGAGAAGGAGUAACCGUUUGAUGCAUGUUAAAGUGCUAGUUGGUAUCGGAUAAUGUCAGCUUGUUUACUUGUGAGCUUGUUCCCAAAGUUAGCUCAGACUAAAGAGUUUUGCAGCCGAGGCCUAAGGGGUGUUGGCUUUUUGGUUUCACGUUAAACCUUUUUGCAACUGAAGGUUGAUUUCACCACCUUUUGGUUGUGACUCGAUAGCCAGUCAAAGCAUUGGAUCUUAAAAACAUGUCUGUUCUGAAAACGUUGCUGAUACAUUGUUUACAUGAGGGGACUGCAAACCGGCAUCUCAUAUCAAGGGUUACUCUUAAGUGUUACAUGCAAAGACGUUUGACUCGUGUAUAUGAAGACUUCAGAAUCUGUAUAGGCCUAUACAUUUUCUAAUCAGGUGUCAAAAUGUUUUGCCUUUUAUUUCCAGACGGAUGCAUCUUUUUACUAGUACAAAAAAAAAGAGCCAGAUUAAAAGGACUAUGCUUACUGAAUGACCUACAUCUGCGUUGGCCAUUUGUUUACUUUGAUUCGGUGCAAUGUCAUCCACACACUUUAAAGGAAAGUCUGUUAAAGGGUUAAGGAUGUCAUGACAGGUAAUGAGGAUUGUUGGUUUAAAAUAGAGCUGUUAUGCAAUGUAGGGCCAUCUAUAUAGAUAUCUAUAGAUGUAUAGAUAGAUGUAUAGAAUCUCUAGUGGUCAAAGUAAGCCUGCAUGUAAUGUUCUAGA